AGAGUGAGCGUAAACAAAACAGCCAGACGCUUUCCCGAUUUAUUGACCUUAAAAGUGCAUCUCUUGGCCAUUGGCCAAUGAAAAGGCACCUUCCAUUGGGAUGAAAAACGUUUUUGACCGGCCUGCUGUCCAAAAAGGCAGGAGCGUUCAGAUCGUUCAGAUCCAAGAUGUUGGCCAAAAUCAUUUCCCGCUCCCAAACAUCAACACCGAACCGAUCAUGACCCUACUCAGAUUACCUGCUGAGCACUGAACGCCGCCCAAACGAAAAACCUGUGGCCUUUGUGGCCAUGGAGCCUGGGAGCUAUCCAUUGGAAAAGACUUGCGUGCGGUUCGUGGAUCCUGACACCUCCCACGGCAACCAUUUAUGGAACGGCUUCCGUCAAGCUCGAUGUGAUCAACAGUUCUUGGAUGUGCGUCUCAUCAGUGCCGAGGGUGUCAGCCUCCACACCCACGCCUUCCUCUUGGCCUCGGCCUCGUCAUUGUUUCGGCACCUCCUCAGUCUCGCCAUGCCCACAGAUUCAGUUUCCAGCCCGCCCAUAUCUGAUGAUCGGGGCCUGAUAUCGAUCUCCUUGCCCGAUGUGUCCACCCCAAUCUUGGCUCAGGUAAUCGAUCUACUCUAUGAACCCUGGACGCAACGCCCGCCGGACUUGAGUGCGCUCGGGGUGGAUUUCUUGUCCUUCCAUCUCCCUCCUCCUGGCGAAGACACCCAAGAGUCGGGUCAGGCUAUGUCCAUUGUGUCCCAAUUGUCCAACGAUGCCACUCAAUCGGUGUUAUUGCGCUGGUCCAAAGAUCCGUUGCCUAAGAACUUUCUGGCUCAUCGAGAUUCCGUCGACAUGGAUCGGGAUUCGAUGGAAGCGAUCUUUUCGAAACUUUAUCAGUGUCCCACUUGCGGCAAAGGCCUCAAGUCCAUGUCCGCCCUUUCACAACACAAGCAGAUCCACUUGCCCAAGGCUCCGGAUGCGUUCAAGUGUGGCAUUUGCCACGUGUCUUUUGGCACUCGCCGAUAUUUGUAUCAGCACAAUCAUCGAAAGCACCAGGCCGUCAAGGCCUUUGAAUGCGAGGUGUGCCAUCGAGUUCUAGGCGGGGCGGAGGCCUUGAGAGGCCAUAUGCGAUUGCAUAGUGGGGCCAAACCUUACCAAUGUUUGUUGUGUCAGAGAUCGUUUCGCAAUCGGUCCACGCUGAACAAUCAUAAAAAGGCCCAUAGUCAGACUCGCCCCCAAGUAUGUGGCCAAUGCGGCAAAGCGUUCGUACAAAAGGGAGACCUACGGAAACACAUGCGCACUCACACCCAUGAAAAGCCUUUUAAGUGCGAGACGUGUGGACGUUGCUUUGCCCGCACGGAUUACUUGAAAAAGCACAAACGGGUUCACGUUCGAUCCGAAUCGGAUUUGGAAGAGAGACAAUUCCAACUGAAAAUCGAUCUGGCUGGCGAAGAAAUCUCGUGUUCACUCAUGGACGAGAGCAUCCUGACGGAACCUUUAAGCGGUCUGCCCGAUGAAUUAGUGCUUGACUCUGGACAUCUGGAUAGACCCGAGGUUGAGAAGCCUGUUUAGCCAGCCCAGACAAGUCAGUCAUAAGCAGGGAUGAGAAAUAAUUAAAAGCCAUUCUUUCGACCAACUGGCGAAAACGGUGGCAGAAAUUCCUUCAAAGUUGAAUUUUGCCAUCGUUGGUGAAAAAGUCUUAACGGUCAUAACAUCUGAAGUUCCAUUUCGGUCGUAUGUUCAGAUAAGAUUCCUGCAAUACUAUUCGGUGUUAGUUUAACUCCGAUGUGGAACGCCUAGAAAGAUAUUUACCGGCUAGCUAUUCAGUGUUAAAACUGUACACAAAAACACCUUGCUUCACUACAGCCACGGAUUCUACGACUUAUGAUAUUUUGUAUGAGGUGGCAUUAACCAAGAUGCAAGUCAAAAUAUGGAUAUCUUGACUUCCAUCAGGGCGAUGGAUUGUUUUAUGUAAUUAUGAUCAAUAAUUGAGAAUUUUCAAUCGUCAGCCUUGGUUAACAAUGCUCAGAUUACACUUCUGGUUUUGGCUCCCUGCCAUACAACUUUUAGAAGGAUUUUAUUGCGCGUACAAUUAUGGAAAACUCCAACAAUCUGUAUUACUGAUUAAAAAUAGAUUUCUGCUCUGCUGAACACA
This is a messenger RNA of Tigriopus californicus, 2136 nucleotides long. Its product is annotated as zinc finger protein 718-like. Gene Ontology annotation, molecular function: protein binding. The transcript has a single exon. Gene Ontology annotation, cellular component: nucleus. The record is from RefSeq and is a predicted model, not a curated record. The coding region runs from base 288 to 1553 and encodes 421 amino acids. NCBI's taxonomy places the organism in Eukaryota, Metazoa, Arthropoda, Copepoda, Harpacticoida, Harpacticidae.